This is a messenger RNA of Aspergillus oryzae RIB40, 426 nucleotides long. Its product is annotated as RidA family protein. The record is from RefSeq and is a predicted model, not a curated record. Gene Ontology annotation, cellular component: mitochondrion; cytosol. Gene Ontology annotation, molecular function: deaminase activity. Bases 1 to 426 code for a protein of 141 amino acids. Lineage: Eukaryota; Fungi; Ascomycota; Eurotiomycetes; Eurotiales; Aspergillaceae. The transcript has 3 exons.
AUGUCGAGUCCAAGGGCUGUCCAUACAACAAGAGCACCGGCACCUCCUGCCUUUCUGUCUCAAGCAAUUCGCUUUGGCAGUAUCAUAUUUUGCUCAGGUCAAAUAGGCUGCGACCCUGAAACAGGGCGUCUGAUAGAAGGGACAAUUCAGGAACGAACUAAGCAGAUAUUGUCAAACAUCAGUUCGAUUCUCCUAGCUGGAGGGUCAGGCUUGGACAAUAUUGUGAAGUGCAACAUCUACCUCACAGAUAUGGGGGACUUCGGGCCUAUGAAUGAAGUAUAUACAACCUUCUUUUCAGAUCCAAUGCCGGCCCGGACCUGUGUCUGUGUCAAAGAGCUGCCUCUAGGGACCGAUGUCGAGAUUGAGUGCAUCGCAGCUGUCAAGGGUGACCAGAAGGAAGAUCUCGUAAUGUCUGCACUCCUAUAA